AUGCCACAAGGCUGGAAUAGGGGGACAAGAAAAGAGGUAACACCUGGGCAGAUAAAAAACUUCACUUUUAGAAGGGACAAAAGGUUGAGGAAGGUCACAAAACGAGAUACUGCUUUAGAUCAGGUUGUACCUCUAUUUAUUGAAGACUGCCAGUUAACCAAGAAUCAGGUAAGUAAGAUUGAAAUUUCAACUAGAGGUCAAAACAUCAACCAAACAUGGUUUGAACAAAGGAAAGGCAGGGUUACUGCAUCAAAAUUUCAUCAAGUGGCCACAAAGAGUGAAUCACUGAUAAAAAAACGAGGUAAGAAGGUAAAUACUUAUUCUCCUUUGGUUUUCCGGCUGCUUGGUAAGUCAGCUGAUCUAUCCCAUCAUCCACAGAUUGAAUGGGGUAGAAUAAACAAAAAAGAUGCUAUACAAGCAUUUAUUUCAGACAUAGCCACUCAACAUCUGCGAUUGUUGUCCCCCACAACUAUUGAGAUAAAGUGUCCAUAUAAAGUUAGGGACAAAGAUAUCUUUGACAAAAAUGUUGUCAAGGAGGUAGAUUUCUUAGAAUCUGCUGAAGGCCAGCUGAGGUUGAAAUGUUCACAUGAGUACUAUUCUCAGGUGCAAGGGCAAAUGUGGGUAUGUGGCAUGCAACAGUCGUAUUUUAUUGUAUGGACCUCUGUUAAAAAACCUCUUUAUGAGAAAAUUUUAUUUGAUGCUGCAUACUGUGAGUCACUUGUUCACAAGCAAAACAUCAUGCCUGAUUAG
Molecule: messenger RNA, 750 nt
Organism: Dendronephthya gigantea
Lineage: Eukaryota; Metazoa; Cnidaria; Anthozoa; Malacalcyonacea; Nephtheidae
Exons: 2
Coding region: 1-750 (249 amino acids)
Source: RefSeq, a predicted model, not a curated record